AUGUCUUCCUCAGUCCCAAUUCCCUUCUCUGAACCUUCCUGGCUCAUGGGCCUACCAUCUCCAUAUUACAACACAUCACAUCGAAAAUGGCAAAAGACAUGUCGAGCACUCGUUUCGGAACUACUAGGCAAUGCAUCCGAGUGGGAGAAACAAGGAGAUGUACCAGCCGACCUCUACCAAAAGUUCGCCAGCGCCAACUUUCUGAUUCCCAAUCUCCCAUCCCCACUUCCCGUCAAAUGGCUCCAAAAACUCGGUAUAACACACCUACCAGGAGAACUCCCCGUCGAAGAAUUCGACUACAUGCACACGCUAAUCUUCACCGACGAGAUGCAGCGGUCCGGAUCCAUGGGACCCUCCGGCGCCACCAGCACCGGCUUCGCCUUCGGCAUCCCUCCCAUCUUAAAAUUCGGAAGCGCCUCCCUCCAACAACGUUUCCUACCCGAUCUGCUGACCGGCAAGAAAAGGAUCUGCAUUGCGAUCACCGAACCCGGAGCUGGGAGCGACGUGAGUGGCAUUGAGACGACGGCGCGAAAAAGUGACGAUAGGAGGGAAUGGAUUGUAGAUGGAUGUCUUUCCCUGCUCAUUGUCCCGCUUCUAAACCAUGCUGGCGUGACGAUGCGCCGGAUACCCGUCGGCGGGCAGACUGCUGCCGGAACUACAUAUAUCGAGCUUGAUUCCGUCCGCGUGCCUCUCGAUAACAUAAUCGGAACCCCGGGUCUUGGCAUGAAAUAUAUGAUGCAAAAUUUCAACUACGAACGACUCAGCAUAUCGAUAUCCGUAGACCGAUGUGCGCGCACAGCACUCAGCGCCGCCUUCGAAUACGUGAUGAGGCGCGAAGCAUUUGGCAAAACACUCAUGGAGCAGCCGGUCGUGAGACAUCGGUUGGCGAAAUGUGGAGCGCAGCUCGAGAGCCAUUGGGCGUGGAUCGAGGGAUAUACGUGGGUGAUGACGCGACUGAGCGAGGAAGAGGCGAAUCGGGAGUUGGGGGGGUUGACGGCGUUGGCGAAGGCGAAAGCGGGCAUGGUGUUGGAAAGUUGUGCGAGUACUGCCGUGUUACUUUUGGGGGGGAAUGGGUAUACGAAGAGUGGGAUGGGAGAGAUGGUUGAGCGAAUCUUCCGCGAAAUCCCAGGAGCCCGCGUCCCAGGCGGUAGCGAAGACGUCAUGCUAGAUCUCUCUAUCCGCCAAUUAGUCAAGAACUACCAGUAA
Sclerotinia borealis F-4128 is the source of this 1206-nucleotide messenger RNA. NCBI's taxonomy places the organism in Eukaryota, Fungi, Ascomycota, Leotiomycetes, Helotiales, Sclerotiniaceae. The record is from the annotation of a GenBank genome assembly.